AUGAGCUCGGGAUUUGUGUCCGAAGCUGAACUUGCUGAGCAACGGAAAGCUAGACAAGAAGAAUGGGAGCGUGUGAGAACUGCUGAAGAUCCAAUUGAACGUCCGGAAGAAAAAUGUGAUCCCAGGCCGCUGUAUGAAAAAUUACAAGAGCAAAAAAAUAAACGAGAUCUUGAGUAUGAAGAAGCUCACAAACUUAAAAAUAUGAUAAAAGGUCUAGAUGACGAUGAAGUUGAAUUUCUAGACCUGGUCGACAGAAAAAAACUAGAAGAAGAAAGAAGGAAGAAAGAAGAAGAAGCUCAAGAGCUGCGUGACUUUAAAAAAGCCGUUGCUUCUCUGCAAGAUAAAAUGCAGGAAGAGAGACUGAAAUCAGAGUUGAAGCCUCUGUCUACUGGAAGCAAAACAGCUGGUAAACAUUCCCAGGUCAAAGUAUUAGCAGGUGUUGUUGUUAACAGACCUGACAAGUCAGGAUCUAGCCAAGGUACCAAGAGAAAAUUACCUGAGACUGAUAUCGAUGACAACUCGCCAAAAAAAGAAAUAAAAGCAGCGCAGCCAACAAGUCAGUCAGUAAGAAUGAAAUGUAUUGGAAUUCUUCCGGGAAUCGGGUCUUAUAAUGAUUCAAGUGAUACUGAUUGUUCGUCGGAUUCUGAAGCAGAGUAUGCUAAUCCUGUCAAGUAUGAUUUGUUAGGGAGAAAAAUAGAAAUAAAGUCUGAGGAUAAAAGCUAG
This is a messenger RNA of Cotesia congregata, 723 nucleotides long. The record is from the annotation of a GenBank genome assembly. NCBI's taxonomy places the organism in Eukaryota, Metazoa, Arthropoda, Insecta, Hymenoptera, Braconidae.